AUGUCUUCAGCCGUAAGUGACUUAAAAGUCGAAGAACCUAAAAAAGAAGAAAAUGAACCUAGUGAAACCACUGUAAAAGCUGAGGAAAAACCAAAUUUAAUGACUUUUAUUCCGAAAAAUGAUGAUAAUUAUUUAGACACACUUCGAAAUUUUGGAAUAACCGUUAAAUGUGUACCAAAACGAGGUUGUAAAGUUAUACCAAUUGUUGAACCUAAAAUUGAACCUGAAGACGAGGAUGACGAAGAAAAUCUCGAAUAUCCAGAAGAAGAUGAUGAUGAUUCUGUUGAUAUCAAUCAAUUGUUAGGUAAUAGUUCAAUAUCAAUUGUUAAAAAAAUUACACGCUCAAAUAGUACUGCGUCAAGUUCAAAAAGUGUUGUUGAUGACGAUGAUCCAAUUGCAAAAUUAAGUUCCUUAGGAUCUAUUGUGUCGAUAGCUAGAAAAAAAAGUACAGACAGCGUAAAAAAUACAAGUGACAAACCGGUAGAAUAUCCUAUUGAAACAGAAAGUGUUACAGUUAAACCUAUUGAAAAAUCUGCAAUUUCCAUUGUCAAUUCGGCAGCUUCCAUUGAAAAACUUGUAACUCCUAUUGAAAAACCUGUAACAUCUAUCGAACCUGUGACAUCUAUAGAACGUGUAACAUCAACCGAACCUGUAACAUCCAUUGAACCUGUAGCAUCUAUCGAACCUGUAACAACUAUCAAACCUGUAACGACUACAGAAAAAUCUCUAUCGUCUGUUGAAAAAUCUGCAACUACUAUUGAACCUGUACCGUCAGUUCAAAAAUCAGUAACUCCUGUAGCAGAAAAUGAACCUUUACUAACAGAAAUUAAAGAAGAACCAGGUUUAGAAGAAGAAGAAUUUAGUGAUAGAUCAAAGUCUACUGAACCGGAAAAAGAUAUCGCACGAAGAUCUUCUAUUAGAUCAAAUACAUCUCAAAAAUCUAGAUCUAGAUCGAGACGUAAUUCAAAUACAUCAUCUUUGGCAUCUAAUGAACAUUUGGAGGAAAAUAUACUCGAAAAUUUUAAUAAAGAAAAUAGCCAAGUAAAAGUUACAGUAAGAAGAGGAGUUAAAAGAGGACGUGGACGACCACGAGGAGCACUUAAUCGUGUCCCGGCAGGAAGUGGAAGAACUUCACGAGCUUCACGGCGUGGCCAUCAUUACGAAUCUGACGAGGAUUUUGAUUGUCAUGUUAGAACGCCAGUAGUGACAAGACGUCAAACUCGAGGAAAAAAGAUAUCUUUAAGUAAUUAUAGUGAAAGUGAAGAUAGUGAUUUUGAACGUUAUAUUAACGAAAACACUGAAUCACCUAUCGAUUAUUUGUCAGAAUUCGAGAAAAAUAAAGUUGGCGAACACAAUUCCUCGACAGAAGAAUUAAAUACUUUUAGAAAAUCGGACAUAGAAAUCCCACCAACACAAAUUAGUAAAGAAAACGAAACUCAGCAAGAUUCACAACUUGAAAGUGAAAAACUAAGCACAGAAAAUAAUUUAAAAUCAGAAAAAGAAGCCCAAAAACAAUUAGAUAUAAACGAAGCAUCCACUUCUUCAUCGUCGCAACCACCUACUAAACUCUCCAUUAAAAUAUUGCAAAAUGAGGAUUAUAGUGAAGUUUUAAAUAGGUCACAAAGUGAAAUUACUGGAAUUAGCGAAGAAGUAUCGGAACUUGGUGAUUUUAACGAAACAGCACCUAGUGAGGACGGCGGGGAAAGUGAAAAUUUUUCGAAUUCUGUAAGUCGUAGUGUUACGCCUUCACAAUCCACAGGAUAUUUGUCGGAUUCAUCGAAAACAGACGAGGUUCCAAAUAAAAAACGUCGUUUAACUAGUACUUCAACACCUCAGGCCGAACGUUAUCCUAGUGACGACUUAUUUUGUUGGUAUUGUAAAAGAAAUUUUUCAAAGAAAACAUUAUUUUGGCGACAUAUCUCCACCCAUAUUCGUUUACCGUAUGUGUAUUUGACAAAAGUGACACCGGAAGAAAUUGAGAACCAUUGCGGACCAGGAUAUAGAUAUAUCCCUUCCACUUCAGCUUCGACGGCUUCGCCUAAAAUGUCAUCACUGAAAUUGACAUUAAAAACAAAUAAUAAUCACGAAUUUGAAAUAAUUAAUAAAGAAAAUAAUACAAUGGACUCAACACAUCACGCUGAUGAAUUUCAAGGAGAAGAAUACGAUCAUAAUUUAGAAGAUAACAUGGAAUUAGAAAAUGAAAUAACAGAGACUAAUGACGAUAAUAUGGAUUUAGACGAUCCAAUUGAGAGUAAAAUGGAUUUAGAAAAAGUAAAUCAUACCGAAAUCACCCACGAAGAGACAGAUAAAAAUACUGAAGAGAAUACCACCGUACAAGAUCCACCCGAGGAUCAUGACAACGCUUUAUUAAAUUAUGAAGAAACAUCACAAACUGAGCAAUCAUAUGACACAGAAAAUUUACAAGAUACCACAAACUACUCAAGUGAAAAUACUGAAAAAGAACCCGAAGAAAUUACUGAUAAAAUACCAGAAGAAACUAGUGAAAGUGAAACAUCUCAACAAACGUAUAUACCAGGUGUACGAAUACGUUCUUUAGAAUCGGUACAACGAUUAGAAAAUGGUACACCGGAAUCAACACAUAGCCAAAGUUCUAGCAAUUCACCUUCGUUACAAGGUUCAUCGCCUACGUUACGUGUUCGUACAAAUUUGACUAGUCCACAAAAUAAUAAUAUUAGUCAUAUGCAAAAUCAGUUAGCUACACCAAAUAUGUAUGGACAGCAACAACCCCAUGAUCCAUAUCAAAGCCAACAUGGGGGAUAUAAUGCUCAGAAUCCGUAUAUGAAUCCACAUCAAAUGGGUGGGCAUCAACCACAAAAUAUGUAUACGAGUCAACAAAGUAUGACGUACAAUAAUAAUGGAUAUUCGAGUUAUUCGAGUUACAAUCAAACUACUUAUGUUGCAAAUGGUAAUUACUCACCAGGAUCAUCAUAUUGGCCUAAUACUGGACAGGGAGCUGAUGCAAUAGACCCUCUGGCAAUCAAUCCAGAAGACGAUCCUUUAAAACUUUCACAAAGUGGGGAAAAAGAAAAAGAGACCAAUGAUUCUUUAUUAAAAUCAUUUUUGGAUGCACCUAAUUCUAAUGUUAAUCCUGGUUUAGGUAAUGAUAAUCCAGCAAUGGCUGAAUUUAUGCCUUUGGAUCGCUUGAUAAGCGCAUGCCAAGUUUGCUCAGAAAGAUUCCCGGAUGCACAAUCGUUAGAAGAACAUAAGCGAAGAUUAAAUCAUUAUGGUAAUUCGUCUAUGCCACAACAUCCGCCAUCGUCGGCUUUGCAACCAUUGGGUACAACGGCAUUACAAACGUUAGCAAAUGCUCAUGGUCCAAUGGGUGCAGGGGGUAUGCAACCAAUACAACAUCAAAUUCGAGUACAACAUAAUGUUAUUGUGAAUAAUGUUAUCCAACAACCAUCAAUGGCACCUUUACCCCCUUAUGGACAACCCCAAUCCAUGGUAGAUAAUUCAAUGCAACAAUUAGCUCAACAGGUUAAUAGAAUGCCUCCUCCAAGUAGCCAGUACGGGCCGUAUGGUCCAAGCCAACCUCCACCUCCUUACGGAGGACAAUCACCCUAUCGUAUGCCAGCUUUACCAGCGCCGCCAGGCCAAGGUCCACAACAAGGCUAUAAUCAGAAUAAUAGUCAUUAUGGAUCGCAAUAUGGACAAUAUCAAAAUAAUCAACCUAUAGCUCUUCCAGCUCCACCAAGUUCAUCUAAUCAACAAGGCCAUCCUUCACAACAACAACAAUAUGGUCAACAAAGACCACCUCAACAACAACCACGUCCCAAUGCACCAGGUGUACCAAACGUACGACCUAGAGGACAAGCAUUUCUUCCAUCAACACAGGCAGGUUCGCCAUUGGCUCCACCACCUCCUGGUAUGCGAGUACCGGUACGUGGUACGUAUAGACCGCCUGCGAUUCGUGGUCGAACUGGACCUCAAAUGGCUACAAGAAUGCAAGGGCCCCCUCCACCGAGAGGACCAACGCAAUCAAUAAAUCAAGCAACACGUAUGCGUCGUCCUAUGCCAAAUCAACAACAACAGAAUAACGAUCCACAAAAGCGAAAACGUAUGGAUGUCCUACUACCCGACCGGCAUGAUGAUCCCGAUUGUCAUGUUAUUGCUGUCCAGCAACGUAAUGAUGAUUUACCAGUAAUUCAGAACAUACAAGGAAAUGUAACAGAAACGGCACAAGAUCCUCUUAGCAAAGUUAAAGAUUCUAUGAUUCAUUUAACUGAUUCAAUUACUUUAAGUGUUAGAGGAAAAGAAAAUAAUGGAGGAAAUUCUCAAUCACCAACCACUACACAGCCAUCACCAGCUAAUGCAGUUGCUGAUAUUCUAGCAACUCGAGGAAUAACUGUUACACCGGCAGCUAAAUCAAAUAAUUCAAGUCAAGCAAGAAGUAAUGACAGGGCAUCUGAUAAUAAUGCCGUAGCACAAGUUGCUAUAAACUUAAAUAAUGCUGUUAGUAUUAUUCCCGCUCAAAAAUCAAAUUCGGUAGAAAGACCUGCCCGUCCUCCAUCAACAGUUGACUUAACUGAUGAAGAGCAUCAAGCAGUAAAUCGUGAUUCUUCAUUAAUUCGUCCAAAUAAACCUUACAAAUGUAGUAUUUGCCCUAAACAAUUUAAUAGUCAAGAUUUAUAUACAUUGCAUGUCGCAAAACAUCGAACAUUACCAUUUCGCUGUGAUCGAUGUCCAGCUGCGUAUCCUAAACAGGCUGAUCUACUAAAUCAUAAAAAGAACUGCCGUGCUAAUACUUCACAAAACAGCAACGCAUCUAGUGUUUCGAAUUUGGGAUUACCUGUAGUGGAUCUUAGACGGCCUCAAGUGUUACAAACUUUGUCUAGAAUUGGCAUUUAUCAUUAUAUUCCAUUAGCUCAGGGAAAUGAUAGCGGUUGUUUUGGUUUACCGGUAGUAUCAGUAGAUGGAACUCGAAAUCCUAACAUUGUAAAUUUAAGUGCACUUGGAUCAAAUAAUUUGUUACCAUUAGGACCAGUUCAACAAAUACCUAUUCAAAAUAAUCGACCACAUUAAAUCGUAAAUUGCACCGUACUAAAAUUAAAAACAGAAAAGUUUCCAAUCGAUAUAAAAUCACGUAUACAAAAGUGUAGUUUUUUUAUUGAAUUUGGAGAACUUGUGCAAUACUAAAUAUUUA
Messenger RNA from Chrysoperla carnea, 5164 nucleotides. RefSeq lists its product as uncharacterized. The transcript is spliced from 10 exons. NCBI's taxonomy places the organism in Eukaryota, Metazoa, Arthropoda, Insecta, Neuroptera, Chrysopidae. The record is from RefSeq and is a predicted model, not a curated record. Bases 1 to 5043 code for a protein of 1680 amino acids.